GUAGAUAGUUCAUGAUUAACCUCUCAAACAUCACUGAGAAAAACUGGGAGAUUUUCUUCAUAAAAAUUCACCGCCGUUCUCAGAUCAACGUGGUGACCGCAGUCAUAACCUCCAAUAUUAGGUUUUUUCACAAGUUAAUGGCAUUCGCUAGUUCGAAUCUCAACGUGAUUAUUAAAGGAUCAACUUUAUAGAGAUUUUACUUACUUCGACAAUUAAUAUGACGAGAUUUGCAAGGGCUAAAGGAUCAAAAGCAUCGAAUGAACGCGUACCGGACGAUGGGACCCCAUGGCACGUCAUGAAACAGCAGCUCCAAGAUUCCUUAGCUGGAACAAGUACCACAGUGAAACCGAAAACUGCUAAACAAUUAUUGGAGGACAAGAGCGAACUGUUUUACUCUACCUCACGUGGAAAUGUUAAUAAUACUUGGGCGGAUUUUGAAGAGGCAAAAUCAAAAAGUAGUAAAUCCAAGAACAUCGCAAACACAGAUACUAUAACAUCUAUGGGCAGCAAGAAAGAAAAGAAAUUGAUUGAAGUACAGCAGAGUAACGAUUCGAUAGAACAAGGUCUAAAAAAAAAUGUCAAACAUAAAUUUAAAAAAGAUAAUAUUAAUAUUACGAGCGAUGCAAAUAUUAAAGUCAACGAGAAAAAAUUGAAUUCAGAAUGUCAUGUUACGGAUGUAGUAUCUAAAUAUCCUAAAGAAAAAUCCAAAAAGAAGAAAAUGAAAAGUAUUGUAACUAACGAUGGUAAAAUUGUUACUGGGGAUAACAUGGUUGAUACAAGUUCGAAUAAAAUUAAGUCUGAAGAAACUUGCGGCGUAAAUGAAAGUAAGACAAACAAUACCGUUAAUGAAAAGAAACGCAAGAAAAGGAAAAGAGAAGCAAGUGAGAUCGAUCGAGGUAAUAAGAACAUAGAGAAACCUAAUGGAAAAACUGACGUAUUUAUGGGAAAACGUAGCAAACGUCAAAAACGGAACCUAAAACAGAAGGAGAAACGUUUGCUGAAUAAUCAGGUUCCUGAUACAAGACGAGAAACUACAGAAUCUAAAGGUUUCGAUGUUGCAGACAAUAAUUGGAACAAUUAUAUCAAAUCUGGGAAACAAGAAAAGACCAUAAAUGGCACUAAACCAGUAUUCAAUAAACGAGAGGUUUCGGAACACGGAUCUUAUAAUGGCAAAAAUGGUCAUGUCACUAGGAAAUUUCCCCAGGAUAACAAGACUGAUAAUAACAAAAGGAAAGCCCCAAAAAUUCGUGACGACAAGGAGCACAAAAGAAGAAAACCUGAUUUAGAAGAAAAUACUGUCAUUAUUAAUGGUAGAGGGAUACAAAUUGUUCCGUUUGAUAGGUUUCCAGUUUUGAAGGAAGAUGCAGAAAGACUAAAAGCACUUAGGCAGGAAAUGAUAGCUAAAGGAAUUCCUCUUUCUGAAAUCAAAGCUGCAAUGAAAUUAGAAAGAAGAAAAGCUGAGAAGGCAUUAGCACGGGUGAGAAAACAGGCUUGCUUCCAUUGUCGCAAAGGAGGCCACAAUUUGUCGGAUUGUCCAGAACUCGAUCAAGACGAUGGAAGCGGAAUUUGUUAUAAGUGUGGCUCAACGGAGCAUACCCAUUUCGAGUGCAGAGUGAAGAAGGGAGAUGAGUUUGGAUUUGCAAAAUGUUUCAUUUGUCGGGAACAAGGACACAUUGCUAGACAAUGCCCCGAUAAUCCAAAGGGACUGUAUCCGAACGGCGGAGCAUGCAAAAUAUGUGGAGAUGUUACGCAUCUCAAAAAGGAUUGUCCAGACUUGGAAAAAGAAAAGCAAGAGAAGAUAAUCACCAUCGAUACGAUUAAGAACAAUACCCUAGAAUGUUUAGAGGAGGACGUUGCGAAGAAAGAUUUAAAUCCAGAAGAAAAUAAGUCAAAAAGCAAGGUCAUCAAGUUUUAGGCAGGUGCGUGAAAUUUUCCGUAAUAAAUGUUCCAUCAACAAAUGGGAAUUCAGGAUUUAUUGAAGAUUACAUGACUCGAAAAUGUAUGUACACACACGCACACUCCUGCCUGUAAAAGACCUUUCUCUAAGCCACUUUUGAACAGUGAAUAUUGACAUUAAGCAGAUACAAGAAAUACCGUCGCAACUUUACAGUCUUUCUAUCCACUUUUGUACAUCUUCCUGGAAAUCCAAUUUCAUAUCCAAUAAUGUACAUUAGAUCGAAUCGUUUCAAGUAUUUGAAACAUUUUUGGAAAGUCUUAUGCGUGACUGUGACAAAUUUCAUAAUUCUUCAUCGAGUGCAUUAAACAAUAUUACAAGUGAUCGAUUUAACCAUUGCAUAUGCAGGAUCACUUUUAAACAUAACUGGCAAUGUGAUGCUAAUCUACAAUUUAUUAUACAGCUAUUACUGCACUUUCUCAUUCUCGAGAAAAAAAAUUAUCGAUGCAGUAUCUAAGCACCGACUGCCUUAAUUUCUGUUUGUACCCUCAAGAUACUAUGAUUUGUCCGUAGACCAUUUGUAAAUAAUGUAUUUUAAGAAAAAUACCAUUAACUGUAAAAUACAAAUGCUAUGAAUAUAUAUCUAUAUAUAUA
This is a messenger RNA of Orussus abietinus, 2548 nucleotides long. RefSeq lists its product as uncharacterized. Gene Ontology annotation, molecular function: nucleic acid binding; zinc ion binding. Bases 218 to 1915 code for a protein of 565 amino acids. The transcript is spliced from 2 exons. The record is from RefSeq and is a predicted model, not a curated record. Lineage: Eukaryota; Metazoa; Arthropoda; Insecta; Hymenoptera; Orussidae.